AUGGGAAGCUUUGCAUGGGAUAGUCCAUGUUGUUAUCAAUAUUAUGAUGGUCAACCGUUAUCUGUUGCUUUAACAGAUUCAUGUGGAUCGCAAAUAUUACCAUGUGUUGAAAGUGAUUUUGCAUUAGGUCAUCAUCCUCGACAUCUUAUAUCAGGUCGAAGAUUUCGACGAGAGUAUUUCGAAGUAUAUCAUCCAAAUGCUUAUUAUGGUUCAUGCUGCUGUUUACCAUCAAUUCCAUGGGGACCAAUGUAUCGUUGUGGUUCAAGAGAUGGAUUCUUUAGAAAUUUAGGAUCGGUAACAAUAGAAGAACAAGAAUAUCGACCUAUGGUUAGAUAUGUUCGUACAGUAUCACCAAUUAUUCGACCAUUAAAAGUACGUCGACGGCCUUCAUCUUGUGUUGAUAUUCGAGAAGGAAAAAAAGAUGUUGAUAUACAUCGUGAAGAACGCUAUGAAUAUAAUUACAAUUUUAAUUUACCACAAGAACCAGCAAAACCACCACCAAUAGUUCGUCCACCGACAACAAAUGCUGCUACCGUAACUGAUAUCAUACCUAAGCGACCUUUAACUAUGACAGAUCAUGAUAGUUCCGAGCAACAGUAUCAACAAGCUAGCAGAAAAGAACAACGCAAAGAUUUUAUACAACGAAUGAAUGUUCAAAAUGGUACAACACAAAAAACAUUCAAUGCAUUAAAUACAAAUGCGGAUCGUGGAAGAAAUUAUGUUACUAUUGAAUCAACAUCAAUACCAAGUGAAGCUAUUGUUACUACUACUAAAACAAGCUCUUCUGAAGGUUUCACAUCCGCUUUUGCGUCACCAUCAAAAGUUCAAGAAAGUUCUCAAUCCCGAUAUUACAUUGAAACAACUUAA
Molecule: messenger RNA, 867 nt
Organism: Rotaria sp. Silwood2
Lineage: Eukaryota; Metazoa; Rotifera; Eurotatoria; Philodinida; Philodinidae
Source: the annotation of a GenBank genome assembly